GCUGGCAUUUUUGGUUUUACGACAGUAAUUUAAUGGCUACGUUGACUCAUGUUGUACGUGUAAGUACUCACACAAGUGACACAUCACAACAACGUCACACAGGACUGCUGCCAUUUUCUCGAAUGCAACCGGAAAUCUUACGCGACACACGUUCGAAGCCCUUGUUAACAAUCUAGUAUAGAUAUCUGAGGGUAGAAGUGGGUGUGAGACCUCUUGUGGAGUACCCGUGAACUACGGUUUUAUUAUAUUUCCAGAAUUACCAACCGUCGAUUAUCUGCUGAAAUCAAGCACUUUUCAAUUAUCUUUUGAAGGCGCUAGGUAGUCAUGUAGCUUCCAUAACCAAUAUCAAUAGAGGGACACGCACUUAUUUAUUCAAAUACAACUCCAAAGUUUACAUAGGUAAUUGUACGCCAAGUGGAAAACAUAGGUGGACGAUCGGAAUAAUAAUUGAUAAAGAAGCUCGUCCCGUUUGCUUUUCGUUGCUUUCCAAGCUUGAAAACAUACAUCGUGCGGCUACACGUCUUUGUCGGAGGCAACUGUACGGAGGCGAUACAUGGGGCUGCGCAGAAUCGUAUCGGCUAACACGAGUUAGACGAGCCGUAUUUAAUUGUGCAUCAGUGUGAAAAGGGACCUUGGAAAGAAUGUUGUCGAUAGUACGUACGGUCUCGUCCUCGAUAAUUAUUCUUUUAAUGCUCGAGUGUUAUUCGGGUGAGUGGUUGGAACGGCAUCGUCGAAAAUCACGAACGACGUCGUGUAGCGCGCGCGAGCUCGCAGCUCGAAUCGAGAAGUGUCUGGAAGAACUUCGUUGGCAUCACGAUCGCAAAUCGGGGUGAUCGGGGACGAAUACGACGUCACGACGGUCACUUUCGACCUCAAAAAUAGCCCGACAAUUCCGCCGAAUGAGCGUUCGACGUCGAACAGUUGCCGCAGAAUUUGUUCUCGAAAAUAUAUCGUGCGAUCAUGCGCGAUUCCACACCUGUCUCUUUUUAUUAGUGUGCUCGAUAUUUUCAGGAGCCCGCGGUUCCUCGAUUAGGUCCUUGGACGUGCCGCUCGUCGUUCGCAAUGGAACCGGACCGGUGGAUCUCGCCUGCGUUUACGAGAUUGACGACAAAGAAAAUGGACUUGUAAUCAAAUGGUUCCACGAAGCAUAUCAGAUUUACCAAUGGAUCCCGCCGAUGCCACCGCAAGACAUCGGAGUUAUUAAGGGUCUCGCAGAAUAUCCGGUCGAGAACUUGAGGGACCCGAAUUCGCGUUCCGUAAUACGACUGAAGACCGUCACCAUUGAUAUGACAGGGGAAUACACGUGCGCAAUCAGCACAUUCCAGGACGAGGCGAGCAACUCGACCAAGAUGAUCGUCUAUGUGCCAGAAAGCGACAUGACCGUACGCACUUAUCCUUUCAACAAGACUCAUGUGAAUUUAACCUGUGUGGUGACGGGUGCGCGACCUCGACCAUCCUUGAAGCUCUACGUCGAAGGUGUCGAGAGUAACGAUCGCGGGAUCAAUCGUGAGUCUUCGACGGAUUGGUACAAGAGUAAUCCUCGGGUGUCGCUGAACGUGAUCGUCGAGGACACGAUGGAUCCUGCGGUAGUCGAGUGCGAGAUGUUGAUUCCCGAAACGGAGUACAAGCGACGAGAACGGAUCGUCUACUACCCCACGCAAUUACUAGCCUAUCGCACAAAUGUAUCACAAGGAAGAUACCGCGCGAAGUUGCUUAUCAAUAUCCUUUACGUUACUAUUCUCAGAUUGAUAUUAACGUAGGAUUAAAUUAGUUCAAUCUCCGCUACAAAUAGUGCUGACAAGUUAAAAUAGCAGGUAUUUAAUGUAAUCUAAUUUUAGAGCUUAAGUAUUAAUUCUCUUGGCGCUGAAUGAUGAAAUAAUAGUACGCGCUUCUCUUUUUAAUAACGUUAUUAUUAUCUAAAAUUGUGUGUGUGUUAUGAUUAUUAUUAUUUAUCUUCGCUAUUAAUAAGAUUACACAUUCCUUUUCAUAUUUAUUUUACAGUAAAAUAAAACACAUUCACGUUGUAGUCUGAGUAGAGAUGAUUUAUCGAUUAUCGAUAGAAUUCAGAUUUGCAUUAAAUAAACUAUAAAAUGCAUUAUUUUAUUCAUCUGUUAAUUUCGACGAACUACUAUGUCUCCUAUUAGCAGUUUUGUUGAAAUUUGCGCAUCAAAGUUUUCACACAAUUUUGUAAUCUCUCUCUCGUUGUUUUUUACAAAUUUUAUAUUCUGCAAAAUGUGCACCGGAAUAUAUAAAGAAUAAUGUUCUUUAUCUCGCUUCUUUUUGCACUGAAUACUGCAAAGAAUGUGUGAAUUUUUAAAAGAGAUUUCAAUUAACUUGCAUUUAAUUCCAGUUGUACUUUCCUUCGUCUAUUCUCGAACUAUUCUCGUCAAACUAUGUGUAACAAAUCUAUUUUUAUUCUGUACGGCUCGUACAACAAGAUUCCAUUAAUACAAGCUGUUGAUUUAUUUAUAUUUUUUUUUU
Messenger RNA from Odontomachus brunneus, 2481 nucleotides. RefSeq lists its product as uncharacterized. The transcript is spliced from 6 exons. The record is from RefSeq and is a predicted model, not a curated record. Lineage: Eukaryota; Metazoa; Arthropoda; Insecta; Hymenoptera; Formicidae. Bases 900 to 1760 code for a protein of 286 amino acids.